AAUUUCAUGAGGGUCAUGUCUUUGGGUUCAUUUGGAAAAAUUGCUAUUUGUUGGUCAGUCAUUACAGUCGCUGGUGUGUCUGGGUUUAUUUUGUCGAAAAAUUCUGUAGAUCACCGUCGUUAUCAGGACAUGCAAAUACGUGAACGCAUGCGAAAGUCGAAUACUGGUGAAUACGAACCUGUCGGUGAAAGAAGCUUCAGCGGUUAAAUUAAUUAGCAGUCAUUGUUUACUAAAAUUUUGUUCCCCGGCAACAAGCAGCUGUUUGGAACUAACGCGUAUAGUG
Molecule: messenger RNA, 283 nt
Organism: Bactrocera dorsalis (oriental fruit fly)
Lineage: Eukaryota; Metazoa; Arthropoda; Insecta; Diptera; Tephritidae
Exons: 2
Coding region: 7-207 (66 amino acids)
Source: RefSeq, a predicted model, not a curated record